GACACGGUGUAUUUGCAAUGUAAGCCAAAACAAGCGAGGACCCGCUGUUCAAUUGUUACUCCGUAAUGUUUACAAUCGCGACUCCGUAGCUACACUGCGUUCUACAAGGCUUACGAACGAAUUUUAUAAGCGCAGAUAAUCGAUAGCAGAGACUGAAAAGGAUAGCGAAAAUAUACAGAGAGGAUUGCGGUCGUCCUAGACAUAACCUCAAGGCAAUUCGCCGGCAUCAACGAACCAUCGCCACUCGCUCUUGGCAUCUGAUUUGCUUUCGGUUUUGUCAAAACCGUGCAUAAAUAGCCGGGUACGACAACACCCGCAUAGUUGCGUCAUCUUUUGAUUAUUCCAACGAAAAAUAUAUAUCACAAACACAAUGUCCUUUUCGAGUCCAUUCGGUGGCUCAACAGCAAAUCUAAAUUUGAAUACUACGUCGAGGGACAUGUUUGGCGUUAAACCGACGACUAGUAUUUUUAGUACUGGCAUCUUCGCUGACACUACGACUAGCAGCUUCGUCAAAUCCGAAAACAAUGCUCCCAGCAAGUCAUCCGCUACAGCGUCGACAAUUAUUUUUGCUACUACAACGACGAAUGGUAUCUUUGGCGCUAAUGCAUUUGCACCUCUAACUACUACUAGCACUACUACAAGUACAGCUGCUAGCAGUGUCGAAACUGCCGCUUCUUUGACCACAACUACGGCAAGUACCACCAGUGCAGGAUUCGCUUUUGGUAUUCCUAGUACUUCGGCCGGUAUUGUUGCGACUACGAGCGCCCUUACGACUGCUACUACUUUCGGAGAAAUCGCGACUAUUACUAAUGGAAACUUGGCAUUUGGCCAACCUACUUCCACUGCAUCUAUUAACAAUGAACAAGGUAUGCCAUCAACUUCUUUUGCGGGCUCUAAAGUUCCCCGACGUUUUCGACGUUUGCCUUUCGCAGAUAUCAAUCGUCCGAUUACACGGACUACACAGCACUAUGAACAACCUCUCGUCGUGAAUAAUCUAAUCGAAGAGGCAGCGGAAACUAAGCAGAUUGGACAGUUGGGCGUCGCUAUGUCAAGCUACAUAUGGAAAAUACCGAACUUCAGCGAUUUAUACAAGUCAAGCAAAAACGUCUCUCUGUGCAUAUCGCCUGCAUUCAAGAUAGGCGUCGGACAAGGUGAAAAGAGGUGCUCGUUGUAUUUGUAUCCAUUCGGCAGUUCUGCUCGCCUGAAAGAGUACGUAUCUGUGUAUAUAGAAUGUCAGAACAGCGUCAACUCCCAAGCGCAGAUUAGUUUCUCGAUUCUCGAUGCUGAUUUACAAAUCGCGAACGAGACCUUUUCGAGUGUGCUAAUGACGCUGCCCGGGCACACUAUGAGAACGGGUUGUUCCCAAUUUAUAAAACGGGAUACGUUACUGGAUGCGAAUAGCCGAUUGCUUUCGAACGAUACCCUUACUUUGGUGUGCCACGUAUCCUUGAGGACGAUGGACGUCAGGCCCGUGUUUCCAUCGGAGAUGAAAAUAAACAGCGAUUUUGGACACUUGUUGGAGAGCGAGAAAUUCAGCGACUUGAUUUUGGAAGUUGAAUAUAAAGAGCUUCAAGUUCACAAGUCCGUGUUGGCGGCGAGAAGCCCGACCUUUCAUAAAAUGUUCGAAGAUGCAUCGGGUGCCGCUAACGAGGAGCAGAACAAAUUGAAAUUGACUGACAUAAAGUACGAAGUAAUGAAGCAAAUUUUGCUAUUUAUUUAUACGGAAAAAGUUGAGGGAUUGACUCAACUGGCGAACGAGCUGCUUGUAGCGGCUCACAGAUUCAAACUCGAAGAUUUGAAAACUCUGUGCGAAGAAUCUCUGUUUAAAAAUUUGGACGUUGCAAACGUCAUCGAUGCUCACGUCUUGGCCGAAACGUACGAUUCGAAAUGGCUGAAGGAUAAAACUACGGAUUUUAUAAUCGACAAUGCCCAUAGAGUGAUUAACACUUCGGGGUACAAAAGUUUGGCUGAUUCAUAUCCACGUCUAUUGGACGAGCUUUUCUGCGAGAUGGUACGACGUAAAAUUAUUCAACCAAUUGAAACACCUGUGUCGUCGUUGUAGACGUUAUGACAAAUGCUAUUCUAGAGUUAUCUUAUAAAAAGACAAAAUUCAAGAUUUAAGUGCGCGAAGUUCGUACUUUGAAGUUAUAAUCAAAAAAAUAAAAGUUUAUUCGAACCAUAUAUUUACCGAAACUCAAGGUCAGUUGCAAGCUGUGUUUGCAACGCGAAAUCGACUUAAUCGACGUGAUAAAAAAAGUAACGUGAUAAUAAGUUGUAAAGUAAACGUUAUAGUUCCUGGUAAGGUCUAGUUAAGUAUCUCAAUGAUAUAUUUAUAGAAACUUGAACAUUUUUGUACUUUUUAUAACGAGUUUGUAUUCAAUGUUGCUUAAAUAUUGUUAUUAUUAAAAGAAAUAAAGGAGAAUUAUUUAUUAUUUCAA
Nasonia vitripennis (jewel wasp) is the source of this 2438-nucleotide messenger RNA. RefSeq names its product speckle-type POZ protein B-like. Gene Ontology annotation, molecular function: protein binding. The record is from RefSeq and is a predicted model, not a curated record. The transcript has 2 exons. Lineage: Eukaryota; Metazoa; Arthropoda; Insecta; Hymenoptera; Pteromalidae. Gene Ontology annotation, biological process: protein ubiquitination. The coding region runs from base 371 to 2062 and encodes 563 amino acids.